Messenger RNA from Malus domestica (apple), 5289 nucleotides. RefSeq names its product disease resistance protein RPV1-like. Lineage: Eukaryota; Viridiplantae; Streptophyta; Magnoliopsida; Rosales; Rosaceae. The record is from RefSeq and is a predicted model, not a curated record. Gene Ontology annotation, molecular function: protein binding; ADP binding. Gene Ontology annotation, biological process: signal transduction; defense response.
UUUGCCCUUUCUUAUAUGUCGACCCAGCUUUGCUAUAGAUGCUUCCCCACCGUUUCAGACUCUAAACCCCACCUUCUCGACUUUUGCUCUCCCCGUCUCCCUCCUCGCCUCUCUUCUCUGCACCAAGCACCUCGAUUUAGGGCUUCACCAUUUCUCUUCGAAUCAAGCCUCGUCCAUUCGGCAACACAAAAACAACCAUUGCCAUUUGUUUUUGGUCGUGAGCUGAACUACUGCAGUGCGAUAAUGGUGGAUACCACCAUGACAGCCCACGGAGCCUCCUCUUCAUCAUCCUCCUCAAAACUCUGGAAGUACGACGUGUUCUUGAGCUUCAGAGGCGAAGACACACGCAAGGGCUUCACGGCCCAUCUCCAUGCAGCACUGAAAGAAAAGGACUACGAAGCCUUUAUUGAUAAUGACAAUCUGAAAAGAGGGGAAGAAAUAAAAGAGGAACUGUUCCGGGCAAUCGAAGAGUCAAGGAUCUCUAUUAUUGUGUUCUCAAAGAGUUAUGCGGAUUCAAGUUGGUGUCUCGACGAGCUGGUGAAGAUCAUGGAGUGUAGAUCCCAACUGGGGCGACAUGUUUUGCCAAUAUUCUAUCAUGUUGAAGCUUCAGACAUCAGGAAGCAGGAAGGUAGUUUAGCCCCAAUAUUUGAGAAGUACGAAGAGGAUAUCCGUGAAGAAAAAGAUGACAUAAAACGCGAACACAAGAAGAAAAAGGUGAAGCAAUGGAGAGAGGCUCUUACUCAGGCUGCAAACUUGUCCGGUCAAGAUCUCAAAAACAUUGACAACGGGCAUGAAGCAAAGCUUAUUAGGAGAAUUAUUUAUGAGAAUAUUUGGGAAUUGCUCCCCAACACAACCGAAUUACAUGUGGCCAAGCACCCAGUUGGAAUCAAUUCUCGCAUUCAAGAUAUUAUCAAUGAUCUUUCAAGUGGUAGAUCAGAUGAUGUUCUCAUGGUUGGAAUUUGGGGGAUGGGUGGAUUGGGCAAAACAACAGCUGCCAAAGCCAUUUAUAACCAAAUUCAUCGUAACUUCCAAUCCAAAUGUUUCCUUGUUGACGUUCGUGACAUUGCAAGCCAACAUGGUUUGGUCUAUUUGCAAGAAAAGUUUCUUUUUGACAUCUUACAACCUCCCAAGUCUCAAAAUUUUAGCAGCGUUGAUGCAGGGGUCAGUGUUAUAAAACAACAUCUCCAACAUAGAAGGGUACUUGUCAUUAUUGACAAUGUAGAUAAGUUUGACCAACUAGAUGCAAUUGUUGGGACUCGGGAUCGGUUUGGUCCGGGAAGUAGAAUUAUCAUUACAACAAGGAAUGAGCAUUUACUAAAGCAAGUGAAGGUGGACAAGGUACAUGAGGCUCAUAAAAUGAAUGAUGAAGAAGCUCUUGAGCUCUUUAGUUGGCAUGCUUUUGAGAAUAGUUGUCCAGAUGAAGGAUAUUAUGAACUGUCAAAAAAUGUAAUUUCUUAUUGUGGAGGUUUGCCAUUGGCACUACAAGUCUUAGGCUCUUUACUAGUUGAUAGAGCCUUAGAAGAAUGGAAAAGCCAACUGAAGAAAUUGGAAAAAAUUCCUGAAGGAGAAAUUCUAAAAAAACUCAGAAUAAGUUUUGUGGGGCUAGAUGUUAUACAAAAGGCUAUUUUUCUUGAUAUAUGUUGUUUCUUUAUUGGAAUGGACAAGAACUAUGUCACAAAAAUACUAGAUGGAUGUGGCUUUUCUGCAAAAAUAGGAAUUAGUGUCUUAUGUGAACGUUGCCUUGUAACUGUUGAUGAAGACAAGUUGAGGAUGCAUGAUUUGCUUCGAGAUAUGGGCAGAGUAAUCAUUUCUGAAGAAUCCCCUAGUUCCCCUGAAAAAUGGAGUAGAUUGUGGCAUCCUGAAGAAGUAACAGAUGUAUUGACAGACAUGUCUGGAACUGGAGAAAUUCAAGGACUAAUUCUAGAUUGCUUCAGCUCUAACAAUGCUAGUUUCAGUACAGAAGCAUUUGCCAAUAUGAAGAAACUGAGAUUGCUUCAGCUCAACUACGUAGGCCUCACUGGAGACUACAAACACCUUCCCAAAAAGUUAAUAUGGUUGUGCUGGCGUGGAUUCCCUUUGCAUUCCAUACCAGAUAACUUUUUAAAUCAACCACAACUAGUUGUUUUAGACAUGCAGGGCAGCAAACUGGUACAAGUUUGGGAGGGUUCCAAGUCUCUUCAGAAGUUGAAAAUCAUUAUUCUCAGUCAUUCCCUUCACUUAAAAAAAUCACCGGACUUUUCACAACUCCCAGAUCUUGAAGAGUUAAUAUUGGAAGGGUGUGAGUGGUUGUCCGAGAUUCACCCAUCCAUUGGUCAUCUUAAAAGACUUUCUUUGGUGAACCUUAAAGGAUGCUGCAUGCUUAUUUCUCUUCCUGGGGAUUUCUACAAGUCAAAAUCUGUUGAGACUCUUUGUCUUAAUGGGUGUUCAAAAUUCACAGAAUUGCAUGAGAAUUUAGGGGAGAUGAUCUCAUUGAGAAUACUUGAAGCAGAUUUAACAGGCAUAAGACAAGUACCACCUUCCACGGUAAGAUUGAAGAAACUCACUCGUUUAUCGGUAAGGUUAGGAUCGAAGAGUCUCAAUCAUUUAUCUCAAAGGUCAAGAUUGAAGAAUCUCGCUCGUUUAUCUCGAAUGAAUAUGCAAGUGCAACCGUUGGGGUUGCCUCUUCAUUUGCCCCAUUCGUUACAUGGCUUACACUCUUUAAGAGAAUUAGAUCUCUCAUUUUGCGAAUUAGCCGAUAACGAAAUGCCUGAGGAUCUUGGGAGUUUAAAUUCUUUACAAAAAUUGGAUCUUCAAGGGAAUAAAUUUCACACCCUUCCCGAUCUCAGCGGUCUUUCAAAGCUUGAAACUCUACGGUUAAGUGGAUGCAGAUAUCUUCAUAGAAUGCUUGGUUUACCAACAAAUUUGAAAUUUCUGUAUGCGUUUCAUUGCUCUGCAUUGGAAACAAUGCCCAAUUUUUCGAAAAUGUCAAAUAUGAGAGAACUGCAUUUAAGUGAUUCUCCGAAACUCACUGAGGUUCCAGGGUUGGAUAAGUCAUUAAACUCCAUGACAUGGAUUGAUAUGCAAAGUUGCACCAAUCUCACUGCUGAUUUCAGGAAGAACAUCCUACAGGGAUGGACUUCUUGCGGAUUUGGUGGCAUUUUCCUCCAUGGGAAUUAUCUUCCUAAUUGGUUUAUGUUUGUCAACAAUGGCAAUAAAGUCAGUUUUGAUAUUCGCCAAAGUGACAAUGAUCAUAAUUUUGAAGGGAUAACUUUGUUCUGCUAUAACCGCUCAGGCAAUAGAGUUCAUCCUCCUCUUCCUCUUGCCAUUACUGUUAUAAAUAAUACCAAGCGUACUAAGUUACGGGUCUGCAUGGGCAAUAAAGAUUGGGAGGAGCUAAUAUAUGACGACAAUUAUCUUUGGCAGGGACAAUUAUCGAACAAUAAGCUCAAUUUGCAAGUCGGGGAUAAAGUUGAAGUUGAUAUAAUUUUUCCAGAAUUUGAUUUUUCUACGAUAUUGCAGAAAACGGGGGUUAAUCUAGUAUGGGACAAACAUAUGAAGGAAAAUAUGCAUGAUUUGGACAAAGCUGGUUAUACUUUUGAAACAAAUGCAAGUAGUGAAUCUUCAGAGUCCGAGCCCGAAGAGCGACCUCAAGCUCAACUCUCCAUCCCUGGUCUGCAAGCAACUCCAACUAAGAAAAAGACAAGGGCACAGGCUUCCAAAGCCUCUCAAUCUUCGAGGUCUUCUGUUGCUCAUGCUCCUGAGGCGGGACCUCAAGCUACCAAGAAGCCCACAGUUGUCUCAAGAGAGGAGCCAUUGGGAGCAAAGUUAUAUAAAAAAGACAAGCCCGUUAUUGAUGCUACCCUCAAGGAAUUGGAGGACAUUAGAGGUGAGGGGUCCAUUAAGCCCGAGGCUUCUUCUCCUUCUGCCCGACCAAAGCAUGUUUCCCCCUCUCGGGCUAAGCCUUCAAAGGCCAAGGUUGGAGAGCUCGCUUCUCAAGUCGGGCAAGGUUCUUCUUCUAUUCCUUCAACCUCUCCUUCUUUGGUGGUGGCUCCUACUUCUCAAUUUGACCCGUCAAGUGGGGAGAUGCUGCACUUUGUGGAAGACAACAGUAAUUCGUCCUUCCCAGGGCAUGAGUCACAGCAACUAGCUGCAACAGCCUUCGGGGAGCCUAUAGUCCCUGAUAUCCCAGUGGUCUCAGAAGUGACUAGCCCACAGGCUGCUGGGGCUGUUUCUACUGAUACAGUCGUGGCAUCAAAAGUGCCUAUCUCCCAACCUCAGGCUUCUGUUGAAGGUUCGGGCAACACCCCCCAACUUGCAAGUGUGAAUGAUCCCUCUCAGCAUCCAAGUGUCACAACUCAUCCUCCUUCUUCCAAGGCUUCAGGGCUCUGAAGAGGGCUCGGGCAGAUCUCCCCCACCCUUGAUACUUAAAUCUGAUCUUCCACAACCUCUUUUAGCUUCUGGGGUCAUAGGGAUUCAUAUCCCUAGGCCUAAGAAUAAAACCAAGACCACCACUGCUCCUACAUCUUGGGCUCCUUCAUCCAUUGAGACCUCCUCCAUUGAUGCACCCUCUGAAGGAGCAGGAGCACUACCAUUUUCCUCUGUACCUAUCUCUACAACAACAUCUUUGCCUGAGCUUUUUAAAGAGUUCGAGCUUCUUAAGACAAAGUUGAGAUCUUCAAGGCAUCCCUCUGAGUCUUCAGGCCUUCAAGAUCAACGCCGAGUCUUCCAAGAGUGGUCUAUGAGGGAUUUCUCAGCAUCCUUUAACCUCAAGGCUCUCCACGACGUGGAGAAGGCUAUUAUUGAUUUGUUCAAGGCUAAUCAGCUAUCCAAAGCUCAAUAUGAAUCAUUCCUCUCUUAUUUUGAGAACUUGAGGGCUUUGAGGGAUCAACAUCAGAGGGCAGAGAGGCAAGCCAAUCAAGUGAGGUGCUUUAAGGAGAAACAAUCUAGUACUUCAACUCAUAUUCAACAGCUGGUAGAUGAAGGUUCAGCAACGAAGGAGAGGAUCAAUGUGGUAACUUCUGAGAUCCAGAAGUUAGAAGAGCAACUUGUUGUACUGAAGUCUAAACAGGUGACUCUCCUUGGCAAACUUCAACAACAAAUUGAAGAAGUGAAGAAGGCAAAUCUGGAACUGGAAGAUGCUGAGUCUCAACUUGUUAAUAGCAGCACUGUUUUGGCCGAGCCUACCAGAAUUUUUAAUUAUGCAAACUUACCACUCCAGAAUAAUUACUUUGGGUGAAGAUGUAAAUCUGUUAGGCUAGGGCCAUUGUAACUUCCUUUUUGUGAAAUAAAAGUAUUCUUCAUCUUUACUUA